Molecule: messenger RNA, 725 nt
Organism: Amyelois transitella
Lineage: Eukaryota; Metazoa; Arthropoda; Insecta; Lepidoptera; Pyralidae
Product: insecticyanin-A
Exons: 4
Coding region: 82-708 (208 amino acids)
Molecular function (GO): pigment binding
Source: RefSeq, a predicted model, not a curated record
UAUUUAUUGGAUGUAUUGAGAUACAUUUUUUUUAUAGCAUUCUAGUUUUUUCUGUUACAAAAAAAAUAUUUCUUUAAAAUCAUGAGUAUAGUUAUUUUAAUGUUUGUGAGUUUGAUUUUAAAUAAUGAAAUCUCAAAUAGUCAAGUUCUACAGUUUGGUCCGUGUGCUGAUGUUAAAACUAUGGAAUAUUUCGAGUUGGAAAGAUUCUUAGGCCAAUGGUACGAGAUAGAGCGCUUCCCAACCUGGUACGAAGACUACGGCGCGUGCGCAUACAAGCGGAUCCAAGCUUGCGGGAGAAGGAUAGAAAUAGAACACGCUUUUGUGAGGGACGGAGUCAAAUACAUAUUACACGUGAACAGCAGUUAUGUGCCUGGGGAUGACGCUGUGUUUGUUAUACAGCAGAAUAACGUAGAUCCAAUGGGCGUGCCGUUCACAAUAAUCACAACGGACUAUACCAACUACGCAGUCGCAUAUGGCUGCAGCUUCAAUGAAUUCAUCGGAAUUAAGUACAUUUCAGCCUGGAUUUUAUCGAGGACUUCUACACUGGAACCUGAGAUUUGGCAGAAAGCUCGUUCGGAAUUGAACUCGCUACCAUACGCCAGUGUCGCCUACUUGGAGCCUGUACCACAGGGUGAAGGAGACUGUGACUUCCAUUGGACGGCGCAUGUGCAGUCUGUCAAUACUGAUGAUGUUUUGAGUAAUGAUUAAAAUUUUUACUAUUUAUA